This is a messenger RNA of Arachis duranensis, 312 nucleotides long. RefSeq names its product dolichyl-diphosphooligosaccharide--protein glycosyltransferase subunit 4A. The transcript has 2 exons. Bases 56 to 169 code for a protein of 37 amino acids. The record is from RefSeq and is a predicted model, not a curated record. NCBI's taxonomy places the organism in Eukaryota, Viridiplantae, Streptophyta, Magnoliopsida, Fabales, Fabaceae.
CACACACUGACGAAGCACAACACAGUGAGACCGAAGCCAUCUGCAGCAUCCUAAGAUGAUUGAUGAUCAAGAUCUGGGUUUCUUUGCCAAUUUCCUUGGCAUCUUCAUCUUUGUAUUGGUGAUAGCUUACCAUUUUGUUAUGGCUGAUCCAAAGUAUGAAGGGAACUAGGGUACUUUGUGGUUGUGAUUUUCAUGUUGUAGACUUAGCUAUUUUUCUAAUGGAAGUUAAGUUGAUAUAGAAAUGAACUUCAUUUUGAGCAUGUGAUGUGAGCUUACUGCUAUAUCUUAUCAAAGACUUCAUUGACACUACAA